AUGUCGACAAUAGCAACGCCCCGAGAGGCGCCACGCCGCAUCCCCUCGAUGCAGACCCCGACGUCCUCGACGCGCCCGUCGCUUGACAACCCACGGUCGCAGGCCGCCUCUCCGAACCGCGGUACCACUUCCUCCUCCUCGCCGGCCGCGGCUCCCGGGGGUGCCGUUGGCGCGGCGGCGAAGCGCAACCGCGCCGCGCUGCGCGAGUACUACAAGAUCAAGAACAACCAGGCAGCCGCCCCGCCGACGCUCGAAGUGACGGACGAGACAACGCCUGGCGACGACGUGGACCACUCCGAAGUGCCGGCGUCGGAGCUGGACGCGCCGGGCUUUGACGCCCAGGCCUACGUCGCCAAGGCCGCCGCAGAGAGCUCCCUGGCCGACCUGCUGAGGACCUACGCGCGGGUGCUGGGUGAGACGAGGGCGCUGGACGCCGAGAAGAAGGCCUUGGUCUAUGACAACUACAGCAAGCUUAUCACGGCCACUGAGACGAUACGAAAGAUGCGGGAGAACAUGGACCCGUUAAAUCCAAUGGCGUCGACGCUCGAUCCCGCCAUUGCCUAUAUUUACACCCAAGCAUCGUCGAUAAGAGACACCAUGCGCAAGAACUUGCCUCCACCAGAGGAGCGCAGUGCCACCGCUGCCGACGCGGCACGGAGAAAGCGCACUAGGGAGCUGGCGAUGAUAGUAUUAGCCACCCCAGCGAGGUUACACGAGCUUGUGGCGGACGGAAAACGCGAGGAGGCUGAGAGGGAAUGGGAAUUGCCCCGAAGGCUACUUGUCUCUUGGAAAGAACGGGGUUUGGGCGGCGACGAUGUUGCAAUCUGUCUGGAGGCGGGUGAUGCCGCUUUAAGAGCUGUUAAAGAAGAUGAUGGUGAGGACGACGACGAUGACGAUGACGAUGACGAUGACGAUGACGACGAAGAAGAAGACGGAGAAGAUGGAAAUGUUGAGAAGGGGAACGACUGA
This is a messenger RNA of Pyricularia pennisetigena, 969 nucleotides long. RefSeq lists its product as uncharacterized. Gene Ontology annotation, biological process: lysosomal transport; Golgi vesicle transport; endocytic recycling. Lineage: Eukaryota; Fungi; Ascomycota; Sordariomycetes; Magnaporthales; Pyriculariaceae. Gene Ontology annotation, cellular component: EARP complex; membrane; GARP complex. The record is from RefSeq and is a predicted model, not a curated record. The transcript has 2 exons. Bases 1 to 969 code for a protein of 322 amino acids.